Penicillium manginii is the source of this 1041-nucleotide messenger RNA. Its product is annotated as ribose-5-phosphate isomerase RKI1. The transcript is spliced from 2 exons. Gene Ontology annotation, cellular component: intracellular membrane-bounded organelle. NCBI's taxonomy places the organism in Eukaryota, Fungi, Ascomycota, Eurotiomycetes, Eurotiales, Aspergillaceae. Gene Ontology annotation, biological process: pentose-phosphate shunt, non-oxidative branch; D-ribose metabolic process. Bases 1 to 1041 code for a protein of 346 amino acids. The record is from RefSeq and is a predicted model, not a curated record. Gene Ontology annotation, molecular function: ribose-5-phosphate isomerase activity.
AUGAAGUUGUCAACCCCACAUGACGAUGUUCUGCGACGGCAAUCGACCAGUCUGGACGUGCUUGACUCAACCCCGGAAUCCUCCAUGGGCCGACUUUUCUGCUCGUCUAUUCUCUCUCCUCUUCGCAUUAACCCUCGCCUCCGUUCUCUCCCUCUCCCUCUCCCUCUCCCUCUUCCCCUCCAGCGCACUCCCUUCUCACUCUCCGCCCGCCUGCAAUCCACCAUGUCCAACGUCGAAGAGGCAAAGCGCGCUGCCGCGACCACCGCCGUCGCCAACCACUACCCCAAGAACGCGCAGUGGGUUGGUAUCGGCAGUGGUACAACCAUUGUCUACGUCGUCGAGGCAAUCAAGGCCCUUGGUGUCGAUACCUCUGCCACUCGCUACGUUCCCACGGGAUACCAGUCCCGCCAGUUGAUCGUCAACGCGGGGUUGACAGCCGUCGAGUUCGAUGCUAUCCCCCGCGGCGUCGUCCUGGAUGUCGCAUUUGACGGCGCGGACGAGGUUGAUGAUGAGCUAAACUGCAUCAAGGGUGGCGGUGCCUGCCUUUUCCAGGAGAAGCUGGUUGCCAUGCAAGCGAAGGAGUUCAUUUGCGUCGCUGACUCCCGCAAGCUUCAAUCCCGCCUCCUCACCAACUGGAAGUACAUCCCUAUCGAGGUCGCCCCCAUCGCCGCUUUCCGCGUCCUUAGAAAACUGACCGAGCUGGGCUCCAUCAACCCCACCAUCCGCCCCAACUCCACCCUCAAGGAGGGCAACUUGAAGACCGAUCAGGACUUCUUCCUCAUCGAUGCGCCCUUCCCGCCCUUGCUUAUUCAGGCUGAUCUCGACGGCGGCCUUAACGGAACUGGUACUGGCGGUGUCUGGGAGGUUAGUCGUCUUGCGCGCGAGAUCAAGCAGAUUGCUGGUGUUCUUGAGGUUGGCAUCUUCUACGGCCAGACUGGACCCCAGGCUACCGCCGCUGGAGGUGUUGGUGGUCAGCGCCCUGUUGCUGCUUACUUCGGUAUGCCCGACGGCUCUGUCUCGGUGCGCAAUGCUAUUCAAUAG